Messenger RNA from Capronia coronata CBS 617.96, 1425 nucleotides. RefSeq lists its product as uncharacterized. The record is from RefSeq and is a predicted model, not a curated record. Bases 1 to 1425 code for a protein of 474 amino acids. The transcript has a single exon. NCBI's taxonomy places the organism in Eukaryota, Fungi, Ascomycota, Eurotiomycetes, Chaetothyriales, Herpotrichiellaceae.
AUGGCCCGGGCCACCCCACGCUCCAAUCCUAACUAUGAUGUGCAUUUCUCGGAUUCAACCAUCAAGACCAUUUUCCGGAGAAGUCUUCCUGUCGUCAAGGCGGAACACGUGUCAAUCGAGCAAAUCCCAUCGGGCAAAUCUUUCAACAACCGAAUUUAUUUCAUCAAUCUCAACGAGCCCACCACUCUAUCAAGGCCCAAGUGGACGGCGACAAGGACAGACGCCACUCAAAGCGUCGGGGUGGAUGAGGCGGCUUCAUUUGUACUGAAAGUCGCAGGCUCCUCCUUCGGCCCUUCCAAACCACAGAACGAGGUAGCGUGUCUCCUUCUGCUCGAGCGGUACUGUCCAUCCGUCCCUGCGCCGAGAGUGGUUGCAUGGUCAGACGACGGAAGUAGGAUAAGGACACCUCUUGACCCUCGAGGUUCCCGGGCUCGUUCGCCAUCAUGGGUCCUAAGGACGCUGACGAGGGUGAGUCGUCAGAACGGUGAGAGCAAGUAUGGCGAAAUGGAAACCAAGGGGCGAGGUUGGAUACUCAUGACCCGUGUCCCUGGCAGAAUCAUCAGCAUGGAGGACCUCACUGGCGUCCAUGGGAAUACGAUCAUGACCCAGAUGGCCGAACUUGUCGCGACAUGGCGCAAGCAAAUGCCGCCAGCACGAGCAAUAGGCAAUCUACGGCUCAUGGGUCGAACUCUGGUGCCGCCUCCAUCCGCCACAUUGUACGACAGGGCCAUCCUGCCGGGACUGGAUGUAUACGUGGACGGCUUGAUCGCCAACGAGUCACCCACAACGCCGCUGAACACCUCCUUGAAGUACUUCACGCACAAAUUGAAAGCUGAACUGCGACGACUCAAGACCGGAGAGCUCUACGAAUAUAACAAGGAACCCGUCUCGAAAGUGGUGCAACGUUUCAUCAAAGAAGCCUUGCCCAGACUAUCCAUGUUCGACCAUGGGCCCGAGACAUUCGUUUUCACUCAUUACGACCUGUCGCCGCGGAAUGUUCUUGUGUCUGCUACAACUUCGGGCGUCGAAGUCACGGCCGUGGUGGACCUGGAAUUUGCAGGCUUCUUCCCCCUCCCGGAAGAGUUUGCAAACACUGUGGAGAACAAUCAGCAAGAAUGGCCGCCGCAUGCGUAUGAGGUCUUUCUCUCCACAUUGAAGCGCCUAGAAGCUCUGCCCGAGGCACUCUCCCAGUCACUCCUCUCACCUUCUUUAGGCGGUACCGCCGACAUUGCUUUUGGAGGUCCCGAGUUCCAUCAGGCAGUCCUCCUUGCGCGCAUCGUCGGAAACACUGCCCCAUGGUGGGUGAAGCAGGAAAGUGGCCUGAGCGAUGAAGAGUUGAAGCGGGAAUUGACCAUGGCGAGGGAGAGCGUGGAAAAGGCUGUGGAAAAACUGGAGGGCAUGGCCGGCAAAGAGCCCCAGUCGUAA